Molecule: messenger RNA, 696 nt
Organism: Tripterygium wilfordii
Lineage: Eukaryota; Viridiplantae; Streptophyta; Magnoliopsida; Celastrales; Celastraceae
Product: leucine-rich repeat extensin-like protein 3
Exons: 2
Coding region: 1-696 (231 amino acids)
Source: RefSeq, a predicted model, not a curated record
AUGGCUUCAAAGGCUGUAGCCUCAACUUCUCUUUUCCUCUUCCUUAACCUAAUUGUUUUCUUCACUUUUGUCAACUCCACUUGCCCUCCACCACCACACUACAGCAGCCCACCACCACCACCACUCCACUACAGCAGCCCACCACCACCACCACAUUACAGCAGCCCACCACCACCACCACCACACUAUAGCAGCCCACCACCACCACCACACUACAGCAGCCCACCACCACCACCACCACACUACAGCAGCCCACCACCACCACCACCACACUACAGCAGCCCACCACCACCACACUACAGCAGCCCACCACCACCACACUACAGCAGCCCACCACCACCACAUUACAGCAGCCCACCACCACCACACUACAGCAGCCCACCACCAGCAGUGGCCACAUGCCCAAAAGAUACCCUAAAGUUGGGUGUAUGUGCUAAUGUUUUGAAAGGGUUGCUUGGGAUUGUGAUUGGAAAACCACCAGUUGAACCAUGUUGCAGCCUCAUUGGAGAUUUAGUUGAUCUUGAAGCUGCUCUUUGCCUUUGCACAGCCAUUAAACUUGAUCUGGGUAUAAUCAACCUGAACGUCCCCAUUGAUUUGAGCUUGGUUUCUAACCAGCUACCAUUAACAUUCCAGCUGAAUAAUUUCUUUGUUGUUUCUUUGUAUUUGUUUUGCAAUAUUGUAACUAGAGAAGGCUAG